AUGGCUGCUGGUCAAGAGAUGGAUGCUACUAAGGAGGUGCCCGUUGUUGGCACUGAGGGAGAUAAUGCUGCUGCUGCUGCUGACAUUGAUCUCAACCUUGAGGAUUUCGUGGUUGACAUGGAGAUCAAUGGAAGUGAAGCUGACCUUGAGGCUGAUGCUGAAAAUGAGGAAGAGGCUGGCUCUGAUGAUGGUGUUUCCAAUGAAACUGAGAACAUUGCUGUCAAGCUCCAGACUCAACUCACGGAGCAGAAUAUUCUCAUUGGAGUGCAACAGUGUCGUAUCCAGAACUUGGAGGCUGAUUCUGUUAAGCUUCAGGCCUUGAUUGAGCAGCUGACCAGGGAGGUGCAGUUGAUCCCUAAGGAAAACGACACCUCCAGCCUCAUUCAGGACCUGCACAACACUCUUCAGUUCGUGCAGGAUCAGCUCAAGAAGCAGGAGAAAAGCAUCUCUGUGCUUCAGACCCAGUACAGGGAGAUCCGGCGUGGAAACCUCUACCAGCCUGCUCCUGCAGCAGAGCGAGUCGCCAACGCCGCUAACAGCCGUGCUGCACCUGCUGAUGCACCUCCUGCUGUUCCUCCUCCUACUGGAGCACGUGCUGAGCCUCCUACUGCAGCAGCAACUGCCUUUGGCUCCUGCCCUUCGGCCCUGCCUCGUUUUGUCCAUGGCAAGACCGACGUCGAGACUUGGCUCUCCAUUGCGGAGGACUUUAUGUCCAUCCACAAUGUGCGUAGCGAGGCUCGUGUGGUCGCUGCAACCCUUGCCCUGGACGACACUGCGAGCAAGUUGGUCCGCCUGGAGAACAUCCAGUGCGGUGACCAGCCUGUACGCGAGUACGCCAAGGAGUUUGAGAAAACUCUGUCGCUGCUGAAGACUGCUCUUCCUGAGAGCGAGGUCAUCCACCAGUUCUUCAAGGGUCUCCCUGAGCACAUCAAGCGUGUGCAUGUUGUGCGCGGGGAGCACCAGUGGAGGACCUACAAGGAGUGCAAGGAGCAGGUCAUUGACACGGAUGUGAAUUUCCGUGCGUACAUGACUCACGCUCGUGCUCAGCAGCAGCCUAGUGCCGAAGGCCCUAGGGGGGGUGGUAACAGGACUCAGACACACAGGGGCAGUGGCUCUUGGAAGAGGCCCUAUCAGCAGAAGGGGGAAUCCUCUGGGACUCAGUCCAAGAGGGCCCAUGCUGGGCCUGCCAAGGAUCCUCAGGAUGAGGAUAAGUCCCCGGCAGGCUGCCGCAUCUGUGGCAAGCUCGGGCACAAGUCCUAUCACUGCCGUUGGAGGAAGUCCGUCAAGAACUCCGGCAAGCCCAACCAGGGCAAGAAGCCGGAUGGUUCUGGCCCUUCGGGCCCGAAGGAUUUUCCGAAGUCCAACUAG
Messenger RNA from Closterium sp. Naga37s-1, 1368 nucleotides. The record is from the annotation of a GenBank genome assembly. NCBI's taxonomy places the organism in Eukaryota, Viridiplantae, Streptophyta, Zygnematophyceae, Desmidiales, Closteriaceae.